AUAGCGGGCGAGGGGACGGAGUGGUUGGUGGUGGUAGUGGUUGGUUGUAGGCUCAUUGGAUUCGCCUGUGUAAUGAUGCGCAACUGGAAACGUGAGAACAGUUAUCAGGGGUAGUGAUUGCGUGCGCCCGCGCGCACGCGCGUGUGUGCGUGCGUCCUGCGCUGCCUUAUUUAAUAAUAUUAUUAUUUUCCUUCUGUGCGUGCGCGCGUCGUGUGUCAACGCGCUCAGCAGCCACAGGACACGGGGCAGCAUUCACUGCUUGCUGCUCCGUCCCCUCGCCCCCCCUGCAAAUCGGCUCACCGCAUCCCCUCCUCCUCCUCCUCCCCUCUGCACCCCGCGCUCACUGCACGCCGCGCUCCCCCGUGUCACUCUGCACAGUGCGCACGGCUGACGCUCGGUGGCCGAACAUCGAAGAGGUCUUUAACAAUUUAACAUUUUAUUUUGGUGAAUGUAUUUUUUUUUACUUUUUUUCUCAGCGUAAGCUGUGCAAGACGUGUGGUGUGUAUGUGACCGGUCGCUCCUCCCUGAGUGGCUGCAACGCGCCUUGGAUUCGAGCCUCCGAGUGGCUGGAGGAGGAGGGGGUAGGGUUGAGGGCGGACAGCCAUGGGUUAUUGCUGCUCUCGGUUAUACCCGGCGAGGAAGAGUCGGAUGUCUCCGUAAGAAGAAGAAGAAAACAAAAAAAAGUGAGACGAGGAGGAGGGAGGAACUGUAACUGAAGGAGGACGGGAGACGCCACUGUCGCCAUGCGUCUCGCCAGAGCGAUGGGGACUCUGGCAGCCGUCUUCGCCUUUGGCUGCGCGUGGAUGGGAUGCCGCGGGGACUCCAUCAUCCACAUCGGGGCGAUCUUCGAGGAGUCGGCGCUCAAGGACCAGGAGGCGUUCAGCCUGGCCGUGGCCGACAUCAACGCCAACGAGGAGAUCCUGCAGAGCGAGCAGAUCACCUACUCGAUCCGCACCGUGGAGGGAGACAACCCCUUCCAGGCCCUGCAGGAAGCGUGCGAGCUGAUGGAGCAGGGCAUCCUGGCGCUCGUGAGCUCCACGGGCUGUGCCACGGCCUCCUCGCUGCAGUCGCUGAGCGACGCCAUGCACAUCCCGCACCUCUUCGUGGAGCGGGGGGGCCCCGCGGCCUCCCCCUCGUCGGCAGGGGGGGCGGCCGGCACGGGGGGCUCUCCCCGCAGCGGCUGCGAGCUGCCCCCGCACCCCCCGCCGCUGCCGCCGCAGACGACGAGCGACCCCGGGGCGCCGGGCGUGGAGGAGCCGCAGGGCUACACGCUGACCGCGCGACCGCCCGCUGUGCUUGGCCACGUGCUGACGCGCGUGCUCGCCGACUUCGCCUGGCGCAAGUUCAUCCUCUUCUACCAGGCUGGAUACGACAUCCGCGGGGUGCGCGGGUUCCUGGCGCGCGCCGCCCGCCAGGGAGCCGAGGUGUCGCUGCAGCAGGUGGACGGGAACGUGGGCCGCAUGAUCGCCUCGCUCUUCCGCUCGCUCAAGUACGAGGAGCUGAACCGCUACCGCGACUCGCUCCGCAGGGCCGUGCUGCUGCUCAACCCGCGCCUGGCGCGCACCUUCAUCGCCGAGGCGGCCGACUCGAAUCUGGUCGCGGCGGACAGCCACUGGAUUUAUGUGAACGAGGAGGUGAGCCUGGUGGAGGUGCAGGAGCUGGCGCGCGUCUCCGUCGGCCGCCUCACCGUGCUGCGCCAGGUGUUCCCCGCACCGCGCGACCCUGCGCACAGGUGCGAGCGCGAUGGGCACCACGUCUCGCCGGCGCUCUGCGACCCCCAGGAUCCCGCCUACAUGACCCCCGAGGUGAGCAGCCUGUACAUCUACGACAGCGUGGUGCUGCUCACCACCGCCUUCCACCAGAAGCUGGAGGACCGCAAGUGGCACAGCAUGGCGAGCCUGAGCUGCCUCAAGCGCUGGACCAAGCCCUGGAACGGCGGCCACUCCAUGCUGGACGUCAUCCGCCAGGGGCGCGUGUGGGGGCUGACGGGAGAGCUCCAGUUUAAUGAGCUCGGCGUGAACCCCAACGUGCAGUUCGAGGUCCUGGGCACGAGCUACGCCGACGGCGGCCAGGAGAAAACCGUGCGCCGGCUCGCGCUUUGGGACCCAAAGAACGGACUCAACGGAACCUUGAGAGACCGGCUCCUGGAGAACAACCUCAAGGGAGUCACCCUCAGAGUGGUUACAGUACUGGACCCGCCGUUCGUGAUGAUGUCGGACAACGUCCUGGGUCAGCCCAAGCGCUUCGUGGGCUUCGCCGUCGACGUGCUGGAGGAGCUGUCGCGCCACCUGGGAUUCACCUACGACCUCUACCAGGCGCCCGACAACAGCUACGGCCGCCCGGGGCCCGGCGGCUCCUGGAGCGGCCUGCUCGGGGAGAUCCUGCACAAGCGCGCGGACGUGGGCAUCGGCGCCGUCACCAUCACGCCGGAGCGCGAGAGCGUAGUGGACUUCACCAAGCGCUUCAUGGACCGCGGCGUGGCCAUCAUGCUCCGCGAGCAACACCACCACCAGCGGCACGCCGACCUCUUCUCGUGCCUCGCCCCCUUCGCGCCCACCGUGUGGGCCGGCCUGGCCGCCUGCGUUCCCAUCGUCGCCCUCGUCGUGCACAGGCUCAACUCGAUCGGCGCGCGGCGGGGAGGCCCCGGGGGAACGGCCGUCGCCGGCGUGCCGGGCGCCGGCCCCGCGUGCCAGCGAGAGGGCGGCGGCGUCGGCGCCGGCGCCGUCGGCGGCGGCGGAAUUCAGGGACGACCGGCCGGGAGCACCAUGGCAGCGGACGCCAGAGGGAGGACGUGGCCUGGCUCGCUGUGGCUCGUGUACGGCUCGCUGAUGCAGCAGGGAGGGGAGCUGGUGCUGAUGUCGGUGUCGGCGCGGGUCAUGGUGGCCGUCUGGUGGUUCUUCACGCUCAUCGUCGUCUCGUCCUACACGGCCAGCCUGGCCGCCUACCUCACCCUGUCGCGCCUCACCAGCCCCAUCAGUUCGCUGCAGGAGCUCGCGAGGCAGACGGAGAUGUCGUACGGCACGGUGCUGCACUCGAGCCUCUACGAGCAGCUGCGAGCGCGCGCCGCCAAUCCCGUGGGGCCCGAGCACGGCACCUACGCCAAGCUGUGGGAGGCCGUGAGCCGCAACAACGGCUCCGACAACUGCGUGCACGACCUGGACGAGGCCGUCCACCGGGUGAAGCGUGGGAACUACGCGUUCGUGUGGGACACGGCCGUGCUGGAGUUCGCCGCGCUGUCGGACGGCGACUGCUCGCUGAGCGUGCGGAACGUCGGCUACGACAAGGGCUACGGCAUCGCCCUGCAGCACGGCAGCCCCUACCGGGACGCCUUCUCACAGCGGCUGCUGGAGCUGCAAGAGAGCGGCGAGCUGGAGGCGCUGCGCCAGAAGUGGUGGCCUCGGCGCGGGAAGUGCGACCCCUACGGCCCGGGCCUCCCCCAGCAGCGGCCCCCGGGCCUGGAGCUGAGCAGCCUGGCCGGGGCCUUCGCCGUGCUGGCCGCGGGCCUGCUGCUGGCGUGCCUGCUGGGCGCCUGCGAGGCGUGCUGGCACCGGCGCUCCGGCAACCUGUGCCCGCCCAACGAGGACAAGGAGCUGGAGAUGGAGCAGGUUCACCCCCAGAUGUCGUCGUCGUCCACGUCGGGCGGCGGCGGCGUUGGAGAGCGCGGCAUGCUGGACGAGGGCGUGGUUGGUGGAGGCGGGAUGCACAAGCCCUUCUCGCUGCCCUCCAUCGAGAUGCUCGCGUGCGAGGUCGGCGCGCCGCGGGACUACCGCUCCCUCGCCAUGCCCGUCAACUCCUUCCUGCCCGAGCCUCAGCGCAUGCCGCCCGGCAUGGCAAUGGCCGGGCCCGAGUCGUCCCAUCACCAGCACCACCAGCACCACCAGCACCAACACCACGUGCAGCAGCAGCAGCAGCAGCAGCCGCCGCCGCUCGUUCUGAAGCACCGCGCGCCCAACGGGGGUCUGCAGAGGCAACAGCAGAGUCCGCUCAAGUCGCUCGGCUCCGGUCGCGUCACCUUCCAGGCUCCGAGCGGAUACAUCCCCGAGCCGUCGUGCGAGACGAUGAGGGGCACCUCGAUUUGACGCGGAGCCGCGGCCGGGCCCGGGUAGCGGCGCGUGCGUGCGUGCCUGCUUCUCGUAGUGACCGAGGGACCCACCGACACCCACCCACCCGCCCCCACAU
Messenger RNA from Petromyzon marinus (sea lamprey), 4179 nucleotides. Its product is annotated as glutamate receptor ionotropic, delta-1-like. Gene Ontology annotation, molecular function: signaling receptor activity; ligand-gated monoatomic ion channel activity. NCBI's taxonomy places the organism in Eukaryota, Metazoa, Chordata, Hyperoartia, Petromyzontiformes, Petromyzontidae. Gene Ontology annotation, cellular component: membrane. The record is from RefSeq and is a predicted model, not a curated record. Gene Ontology annotation, biological process: monoatomic ion transport.